Messenger RNA from Phytophthora nicotianae INRA-310, 288 nucleotides. RefSeq lists its product as hypothetical. Gene Ontology annotation, molecular function: oxidoreductase activity, acting on the CH-OH group of donors, NAD or NADP as acceptor. The transcript has a single exon. The coding region runs from base 1 to 288 and encodes 95 amino acids. The record is from RefSeq and is a predicted model, not a curated record. NCBI's taxonomy places the organism in Eukaryota, Oomycota, Peronosporomycetes, Peronosporales, Peronosporaceae.
AUGUCGACUGCUCCCAGGACUGUCAACGCGUAUGCUGCAUUCGAACCGUGUGGCAAGAUCGAGCCUUUCCAAUAUCUGUCCCGCCCGCUUGGAGAAGACGAUGUGGAGAUCAAAAUCUCGCACUGCGGAAUCUGCGGAGUAGACAUUCAUCACCUCGACAGCGGCUGGGAGCCCACACUGUACCCCUGUGUGUUUGGUCACGAAAUCAUCUGUGAAGUGAGUGUUGUUGGUAUCAACGUUAAGCAUCUUGGCGUGGGUGAUCGUGUCGGCGUCGGAGCUCAAGUCUAG